UCUGCCUCCCCUUCUCUGGCAAAUUCAUGUGUACCCAAGAUAGUCAUUGGGAGAUGUUCCUGGCUCCCACUCCCAGUCAUGGUGUGUUUGUCCCUUUCAGGUUCCUGCCAGAAUGGUGGCACGUACAAUGGGGUUGAGUGCAUCUGCCGCCCUGGUUUCGUUGGUCCCACGUGUGCCACCAGUGACAACAGCACGGCGUGCCAGAAUGGCAGCACUCCCAUCGGCACCAAAUGCAUCUGCCCGCCAGGUCACUACGGCAAUCUGUGUCAAUUCUACAAUGCCUCCGGAGACUGCCAGAACGGGGGCACUCCCGUGGGAAUCGAAUGCAUCUGCCCACCUGCGUACUACGGUCCCCGAUGUGAACAGUCCAACAGCACUGCCAGCUCCACCACGACCAGGCCACCCACUGCCUCACUGGUCACCUCCUCCCCAAGCACUGUGUCCUCUCUCAUCACGUCCCCAAGUGCCACCACACCACAUACCACCACCUUAACCACCACACCGCGAACUACCACUACCGCCCCCCAAAGUACAACCACAACCACCACUCCACGUACCACCACUACCACUACUCAAAGUACAACAAAGCAAGACCACACCCCCGAAUGUCAGAAUGGAGGAAUCUGGGACAACGGUCGAUGUAAAUGUACGUCCAGUUUCCAGGGACCAAGGUGUGAAUUCGCUGCGGAAGUCAUUGAGGUCAAAGCCGAGGUGGACGUGAAGGUGGACGUGAAGCUGCAGGUCACCAGCCACAAAUUCACCUCCGCACUGGCCAACAGCACAACUCAAGAGUAUAAAGAGUUCACCGCCUCAUUCAAACUGCAGAUGAAGGUGGUUUACCUCAAUGUCCAGGGGUACAAAGACGUGGUAAUCUUGAAGCUGACGCAGGGCAGCGUCGUGGUGGAUCACUACGUGCUCCUGGCCUUACCUGUAACUGAGGAACUCAACACAAAGUUUGCAGAAGUGACUAAGCAGGUGGAGAAAAAAAUAGAGGAGGCAGCUCAGAACCAGAACUGCAACAGCAACAACAACUCGUCGAUAUGUUUUAAUGCCUCCUCCGCCCGAGUCUCCGAAGGGGAACAGCCAAAGUUCAAUGGCACCGAGUUCUGCCAGAAAGCUGCCCCCGAAGGCUACAGCCAGUUCUACUUCCCCUACCUCACCAAGUCCAGCCUGUCCUGCAUCUCCAACUGCACCAAGAACACGCCCGGCUUCCUCAACUGCAACUACGGGCAGUGCCAGCUGACACGAGCCGGCCCCCAGUGCUUCUGCUCCGAGAUGGAGGCGUACUGGUACCCCACGGAGCGCUGUGACACCCGCAUCAGUAAACUGGGUGUCGGGCUGGGCUUGGCCGUGGCUGGGCUGGUGAUUGUGAGCGCUGUCCUCGGCAUCUUUCUGUUCAGAGCCAAGCAGACCAAAACCCAUUACAGCCUGCACUCGGCCGACACCGAUGUUGAGAAGUGGUAUGAAAACGACUUAAGCGAGUGGAGCACCAGUGGCAGCUUCUGCAUCAGGAAUAAAGGCGCCGACCCUGGGAAAGACCAAGACAGCACCGGCUCCUUCACGAUUAACCUGGCAUCUGUCGACUCCACUGUCCCGGUUCACAUCCAGCGGCCGGAGAUCAUUGUGACCCAGCUGUGAGCGGGCUCAGGCCCCAGAGCACCCGGGAGGAGCAGAAGACGCGGCGUGAGACACCCCAGAUCUCCGGAGAAGAGCAGAAAUGUCCCCAAUGCCACAGCCAGGGGACGGGAACCUGGAGGCGAGACCAGGCGGGGCCGGAGCUGAACAGUCUGGGGACAACUGUGGGGUCUGCUGGGCCUGGCGCUGGAACGUCAUUCCUGGGACCCUCUGCACCUCAAACAUCCUCCUCCCUCGGCAGCUGCCCUUCACAUCCGUCUGGUCCUCAGGCCCAGUCAGGGCCCUGCUGUUGCAGCCUCGGCAGCGCUGCCUGAUGGGCUCGCGCAGACCCCUGCAAUGGCAACGGAGCAGCUGAUUCGCCUCUCGCUCUGGUGUAAAUCAGGAGUAAUUCCACUGGGGACAAUUCUCUCCCCCCUCCCCCGCUCUUCAAGGUGUAAAUCAGGAACAACGGAGCCGGGCCAGUUCCCCUCUGGCUCACCAGGAGCUCGCUGGGCUCCAUCGGGCUGGUUUUGCCCCACCUUGCCCUGGGGCAGCUGGAGAAUGUGAGCUCAGGUUCACCCUGCCCAGCUGCCUCCCUGGGCUCCCCACCCCUCCCCCAACUCCCCCGCUGCCUCCCUGGGCUCC
Pelodiscus sinensis (Chinese soft-shelled turtle) is the source of this 2259-nucleotide messenger RNA. NCBI's taxonomy places the organism in Eukaryota, Metazoa, Chordata, Testudines, Trionychidae. The record is from RefSeq and is a predicted model, not a curated record.